Messenger RNA from Colius striatus (speckled mousebird), 5623 nucleotides. It is a transcript of the gene SKIC3, whose product is annotated as SKI3 subunit of superkiller complex. The transcript has 42 exons. Gene Ontology annotation, molecular function: protein binding. The record is from RefSeq and is a predicted model, not a curated record. Gene Ontology annotation, cellular component: Ski complex. Lineage: Eukaryota; Metazoa; Chordata; Aves; Coliiformes; Coliidae. Bases 185 to 4873 code for a protein of 1562 amino acids.
UAGGUGCGGCCCGUGCUGGCGGCUGUGGUGGCGGCAGUGGCUGAAAGGGUCGUGGGUAGUGAGAGGUGAAAGCGGAGCUCCAGCUAGGAGAUGUCAGUGGUCUGAUAUGUCUGUUGUGAUCGAGGAGUCUGCCCCCUCUUAGGAUGCAAAUUUCUCUCCAGGAGUUGUUGAACAAUUAGCCAAAAUGUCAAAUAAGGAGGUGAAGGCAGCAUUAAAGAGUGCUAGAGAUGCAAUACGAAACAAAGAAUACAAGGAAGCUUUAAAACAUUGCAAGGCAGUCUUGAAGCAAGAAAAAAAUAACUACAAUGCUUGGGUAUUUAUUGGCUUGGCAGCUGCUGAGUUAGAGCAGCCUGAUCAGGCCAAAGGAGCAUAUAAGAAGGCUAUUGAACUUGAGCCAAAUCAAUUGCUGGCAUGGCAGGGAUUAGCAAAUUUAUAUGAGAAAACCAGCCAAACAGAUGUCAAGGGAGAUUUAGCAGAUGUUUACCAAAAGCUUUUGAAGCUCUACGAAAGUGGUGACAAGCAGAAAUGGUAUGAUGUAUGUAACAAGCUUGUGGACCUGUAUCAUCAAGAGAAAAAAUAUUUAGAGGUGUCUGAAACAUGGCAGAAACUGAUACAAAUGAAGCAGGAGGAAGGUGCAGAAAAGGUGGAGCUUCAUCAGCUCUGGAAGAAAAUGAUUCAGUUACUGAAAGACAGUGCCCAGAACCAGGAUAAUAAGACUGAACAGCUGCUUUUGACUGCGUUUGAACAUGCGGUGAACUCUGCUGACACUGUUCCGAGUGAAGACCACCAAAAUCUUUACAAGGACUUUAUUCAGUGCUUGUCAAAAUUUCCUCAUGAAAUGGCUAGGUUGGAAAUGGCCUGUAAUGACAUGAUGGCUCUGUAUCCUACUGUGAGUUAUCCUUUGGAAGUACUUUGCCUGCACUUUGUUCAGUCAGGUACAUUGUCAGGAGAGGCCAUGCAGUGUUUUUCUAGGCUUUUGGAGAUGGAUGAGAGUAGUGGUCCAGGCAUCAUUGGGUUUGGUGUGAAAUGCCUCCAAGAAAAGAAAUACAAAGAGGCUAUUAAAAAUCUUACUGAGGGUUUGCAGAAAACUACCCAGUGUCCAGCAGCGUGGCGUUAUUUGGCAGAGGCACAGAUGAAAAUUCACAAACACAGAGAUGCUAUCCAGUCCUGCAAUCAAGCUCUUGAGGGUCUUGGAACUUCUGAUGAUCCCAGUCUUCAGUGGAAGAACCUUAUCCUUCAGUUGAAAGCAGAGGCUUUGAUUAAAUUAGCUGACGCUGGUGCUGCAGAAGAAGCCAUUAAAGCACUCGAGCAGAUUGUGGAUGCAAGCAGUGAUCCAAUGGUUUUAGCAAUCAAAGGUCAGGCUUAUCUGAACAAAGGUUUAAUGGAUCAAGCUUCCAAGAUUUCACAAGAGCUUCUGUUGUCCCACCCUGAUCUGGCUGAGUCCCAUGCUCUAGAGGGUUUCAUCCAUUAUUCCCAAAAGAACUAUGAACAGGCAGAAAGAAGUUUUCUGAAUGCCAUUGAAAGAAAGGCUGAAACUGCAGAAUAUCAUCAGUACUUGGGGCUCACAUACUGGUUCAUGAGUGAUGAGACAAAAAAAGACAAAGGAAAAGCACUCACUCAGUUCUUAAAGGCUGCAAAAUUGGACAGCUACUUGGGAAGUGUCUUUUGUUAUUUAGGUAACUACUACAGGGACGUCGCUGGAGACAAAAGUAGAGCUCGUGGCUGCUAUAAAAAGGCUUUUGAACUGGAUGGAACAGAUGAAAAAUCAGGAGCAGCAGCUGUAGACUUAAGUGUGGAACUUGGAGACGUGGACGCUGCUCUGUCCAUCCUGAAUGAGGUGACUCAAAAAACAAGUACUGGCACAGCAAAGUGGGCCUGGCUUCAUCGUGGGCUUUACUACCUGAGAACUGGUCAGCCAUCAAAAGCAGUGACUGAUUUGCAGGCAGCUCUCAGGGCUGAUCCAAAGGAUUCCAACUGCUGGGAGUCUCUAGGGGAGGCUUACUUGGGCAGAGGUAGCUACUUAACAGCUCUAAAGUCCUUCAGGAAAGCAAGUGAGCUGAACCCAGAGCUCACAUACAGCAUUUACAAAGCUGCAGCAGUGGAGCAGAUUCUAGGCAAAUACGAAAGUGCUAUAGCUACCUAUCAACAAAUCUUAAAGAAGACAGAAGACUAUGUGCUUGCACUGAAAGGACUGGGUGAGUGCUAUCUCAUGCUGGCAAGAUCAGCCCUUGAUAACUAUUUUGAUAGGAAGGCUGUGGAUUAUAUACAGCAGGCUCUUGAAUUUUUUACAAGGGCAACAAAGUACCAUCCUGAUGUGUCUUGCCUCUGGAAACUGCUCGGCGAUACGUGUACUAGCGUGCAUGUUAUUUCACCACCCAAAGUGAAUGUCCAAGUUCUAGGAUCGCUUCUGGGUAAAAAUGCAGACAAACAGGUGCUGAAGAAAAGUGAACUGCUCAGACUGGGAGGAAGGUGUUAUGGCAGAGCUUUAAAACUGAUGCCUUUGCCUAGCAUAUGGUGCGAUCUUGGAAUAAAUUAUUAUCGACAAGCGGAGCACCUCACAGCAGUGGGCACUGACACGAAUGAGAUCAGCGAGCUGCUGGAGAAAUCAUUACAGUGUCUCAAAAAAGCUGUGAGGCUUGACAGCAAAAAUCAUCUUUAUUGGAAUGCACUUGGUGUAGUUGCUUCCUGUACUGCUAUUGGGAAUUAUGCUCUUGCUCAACAUUCGUUCAUCAAAUCUGUUCAAGCUGAGCAAACUAGUGUUGUUGCUUGGACCAACUUGGGAGUUUUGUAUCUGGCAACUGGAAACGUGGAGCAAGCUCAUGAAGCCUUCAAGGUGGCCCAGUCACUGGAGCCUUCUUAUUUACUGUGUUGGAUUGGGCAGGCUCUUAUUGCAGAGAUGGUGGGCAGCUGUGAUGCUAUGGAUCUCUUCAGGCACACAACUGAACUCGGUAUGCAUACUGAGGGAGCAAAAGGCUAUGCCCACUGGGUGUGUUCAACACUGCUGGAUAAAAGAAACAGAGAGACUGAACUAUAUCAGUACAACAUUGUUCAAAUGAAUGCUAUUCCAACGGCCCAUGUGGUCUUGAGCAAAUAUACAGAAAGAAAUCCAGACGAUGCAUCUGCUUUCACGAUGCUCGGCUACUUGAAUGAGUGUAUGCACCUAAAAAGGCAGGCAGCAGAUGCCUAUGAGAGGGCAGCUUUGUUGCUGAAAAACUCAGAGGAUACAGAGAAAUACAAUAUAGCGAUGCAAGACUAUGGCAGGUCACUGUGUGCCCUUGAUCAGUGUGAUAAGGCCAUUGAGGUUUACUCAUCAAUACCCCUAACUGAGUUUGAUAGCAUUGUGGGGAUAGCGUUAGCCUACUUCAAGAAUGGGCUUUUUCAAGAAAGUAUUGAAGCAUAUAAAAAAGCCUUGUCUGUUGCUGAGUCUGAACAAGAUAAAGCACGUAUCCUGACUGCCUUGGCAAUAUUAGAGUAUAAACAGAACAGAGUUGAUGCUGCAAAGACACUGCUGUUCAAAUGCUCAUUAAAAGAACAUAGUAUGGAAAGUCUGAAGGCUUUGUGCACACUAGGACUGGUACAGCAGGAUGCUACUCUUGCAACAGCAGCCCUAAAAGAGCUACUGAAGCAUGAAAAAGGGAAUGAUGGGAUUUAUGACAGAUGCCUUAUUGCAUCUGCUGUUUAUGCAUUGCAAGGUAGAAAUGUGUUGGUCCAGAGAGAAGUCUCCAAAGCAAUACACAGUAACCCUGAUAAUUCUGCCCUCUGGUCUCUUUUGUCUCGACUAGUUCCACUGUAUGCAUCACAAAAGGCAAAAGAGGGGGCUGUGGCAGGAAGCAUUGCACAUGAACUUGAUGUAAAGUGUGGAAAGGAAGUCCUUCUGAAUAUUGCAGUUAAUCAGUUGGCAGCAGGACGUCACAUGUUGGAAGAUGAGAAAAACAAUCCUCUGAAGAAUAUUCAGAAGGCAAUCCGCCUCUGUCCAGAUAAUCCUUCUACCUGGGCAGUGCUAAUGGCAGCCUGUCAUGCUGAAAACACCGUUGUCUGCCUCAACAACACGCAGCCAAAACGAACUGGUCUAGAGAUGACACUUGUAUCUACAGUUUCAGCCAAAACUGGAGAAAAUAAUCUUCCACGUAAUUAUAUCCAGACUCUUGAAGACUGGUGUCUCUGUCAAGCUAUUACCAGUCUAGAGGAGACUGGUAAACUUUCAGAAGCUGAAGCACUUUGCACCAAGGGUUUAAAAAGCUGCCCUGAGCACCCAGCUCUGUUUUUGCUUUUGAGACAAAUUCAGUGUAAGCAGCUGCUGCAGUCUCACAAAGAACUUCCAGACAAUAUCCUGGAGGAGCUUCGCAAGACAGUCAUGACUAGCUCAACUUCAGUUUCAGCCUGGCAAUGGCUGGCAAAAGUAUAUCAGUCCCAAAGAAUGAUGAUGGGAGCAGAGAUGUGUUACAGAAAGAGUCUACAGUUGGCAUCACAGCAGGGCAACUGGAACGGGAAGUUAUCCAGUCUGCUAGGACUCGCUAUGCUUGCACUGGAAAUCUGCAUGGCUAAUGUCUCAGAUGAGCACUGGCCAUCCUUGGUUCAGGAGGCAACAACUGAAGCUUUGAAGCUUUCUCCUUGCCCUCUGGCAGCUCUCCUACAAGCAUUGCUACAGUAUAAUCGCAAAAUGGGAGCAAGGGAGACUCGUCGAAUGUUGGAAAGAGUGGUUUAUCAACCGGGGAAUCCAGAAACAGUUGUAUCAGUAGCACGCUGGUACCUCUUGCAGCACCUGUAUGCCAAAGAUGAUCAUGAAUUGAUAGAUGUACUUAUAGAAAAUGCCAAAGCUAAUGGGGAUGUUAGAGUUCUGGAACUAAAUGAGCAAUUGUCAUCAAGUGCCUAGUAUGAACUAUGUUAAGUGAAAAGUAAUCCUUUCAUGCAACUUAAUCCAUCUUCAGGAGAAUAUGGGGUUCAAACUUUUUUAUUUGUUUGUGUCUGGUCUUAUUUUUUUGGUGCAUCAACUGCAACUUUGUGUUUAGUUUUACUUGUUCCUGAGCGAAAGUAGGUUAUUUUCUGUUGAUGUGAUUUCUACCAUAAAAUUUCUCUUUAUUCAAAAGGAAAACCUGGAAUUUUCGGUUCUUCCUUGCCAAAGCUUCAGUGCUAUUCGCCAUGGAGAGUAUUUGUCUGUAUUUCCUCCUUGGCCACACACAGAAAUGUAUUGGCCAUGAUGCAAGGGCUUCGUGGCAGAGAAUAUUACUAGUUAAGUAGCAGCAAAAUUUCCUUCUCUCCCAGAUGCUGUAAAGCAUUCAGAGACUUAAAAUGCCUGUAUUCCUCUGAUACAUCUUGUUGUGCAGUUGAGACCCAAAUCCACUUGGAUCUUCAUGUAUGGUGUCAGUUUAUACUUCAAAAAUUAUGUAGCUUAAGCCAUUUUUAAUUGCAGCAGUGUAUCCUCUUGACUGAGGGCUGCAGUAAACAUUCCCAUCAAUAAAAGCUUGUGACCAUCAGGGACAGGAUUGUAUUUAUAAAUAUGUGUUAGAGGCUGUAUUUCUGUCUUGGUAAUUCUGCUGCUGGCUGCUUAAUUGAAUGAAUCGUGACCAGAUGUGAUGUCAUUUUACCUUUACAUACAUGAAAAUAAAAAAAUAUCAAGCAGUGA